Molecule: messenger RNA, 7495 nt
Organism: Pseudophryne corroboree (corroboree frog)
Lineage: Eukaryota; Metazoa; Chordata; Amphibia; Anura; Myobatrachidae
Gene: SNED1
Product: sushi, nidogen and EGF like domains 1
Exons: 43
Coding region: 838-6276 (1812 amino acids)
Biological process (GO): cell-matrix adhesion
Molecular function (GO): protein binding; calcium ion binding
Source: RefSeq, a predicted model, not a curated record
ACCCCUGCACGGCUGGUCUACCCGGGCCCAGCGUCACAGAGGAUAGGGUCGCUGCUGAUUGGCAGGGGCCCCCACCUCUCAUUCCUGGGGGUUGUUAGAGUAAUGGGGGAGGGGACAGAACCCCCCAGUCAGUUCUCUGAACAGAGAGUUCAGUGUCAGUGAGUGAGCUGCUGCGCACAGGGAGAGAGAGCUCCUCACACCGGGUGUCAAGGAGAGUGCUCGGGGCUGCAGAGAGAGUGCCAGGAGGCGAGACACUCCGCUCUGCAGGAGAGUGCUGGGGAGAACAGGGGCAGGCUGGCACUGCUGCAGAGAUACUGCUGGCAUAGACCUAGUCCCGGGACAGCCUGGCAUAGAGGUGCAAUAGUAGAGCAGAGUGGGAUAACGACAGGGGUAAUGUAGGGACAGGCUGACAUAGAGAGGUAAUGCAGGGACAGGCUGGCAUAGGGAAGCAAUGCAGGGACAGGCUGGCAUAGAGAAGCAAUGCAUGGGCAGACUGGCACAGAGAGAUGCUGCAAGGCAUUUUGCACGGUAGGAGCUAUAGACAUGAUGCAGGACUGAGGACAGAAUACUCCAUCCUCACAUAUCUAGUACUCUAUACUAAUACAACACACAGGACAAAGGGGUUACUUGCAAGCAAGACAUUUACACCUAUCCCAUGACAAUGGCAACGCUGCUCUCUGCCCUGUGGGAAAUGUCAGACCUUUAAACAAGCGGAGAAAGUUCCUAGUGACUGUCAGCCCUUCUGCAGAGUGAUACGAAACAGGACAGGGUAUCCCAUAGUCUCUCUGGGAGCUGUAGUGUCACCCCGGGCACAGACUUUUUUUGUUACUUCUGGGGAUGGGGUCACUGGCCCAGAUUUUGGUUCUGUGGUAUGUGUUUUGUGGUGCCCACUGUUUGGUACCUUUGUCAGAUUUCUACCCAUUUGGCCCUGAAGAGGGAGACUUGGUAACCCGCAGGCAGGAUGAUGGAGGAUCAGGACUUCUGCCCAUCUCCAGAGCGUUCACUUUCUUUGGAGACAAGCACAGUGGCCUUUAUGUGAAUAACAAUGGGGUUGUGUCUUUCCUUCGAGAGGUGUCCCAGUUUACUCCUGUGGCAUUUCCGAUUUCUGGUGACCGUAGAGUCGUGGCUGCAUUUUGGGCUGACGUGGAUAAUCGCAGAGGAGGGAAUGUAUUCUACCGGGAGACUGAAGACCCAAGAGUGUUGUUACGCGCCAGCCAGGAUGUGCACUCUUACUUCCCUGAACUGCCUGACUUCAGUGCCACCUGGGUCUUCAUUUCCACUUGGUAUAAAGUCACUUUCUAUGGCGGCGAUACCACUUCACCUGUAAACACCUUCCAAAUCGUACUGAUCACAGAUGGACUCCGUUCCUUCACCAUCUUUAACUAUGAGACGAUAGAAUGGACCACGGGUCGACAUGCCAGCAGUGGUGGUGACACGUAUGGUAGAGGGGGCAUUGCAGCGCAGGCUGGCUUUAAUGCAGGAGAUGGUUGGAGGUACUUUAAUAUACCAGGCUCUCGUACAGAUGACAUUGCAGGAAUUGCAAACACCACUAACGUAGGAAUUCCCGGACGCUGGGUUUUCCGAAUUGACAACAACCAUGUGCAAGUUGGGGGAUGCAGUAAUGCAACCUCUGUGUGCUGGACCCUGCGCCCCUGCCGCAAUGGUGGCCGCUGUAUUGACGACUGUGUCACCGGGAAUCCUUCCUACACGUGUUCUUGUCUUAGUGGCUUCACUGGAAAGCAUUGUCACAUUGACAUGGGAAGGUGUUACUCUCAGCCCUGUCAGAACGGUGGUUCUUGUGUGGACAAACCCGGCUCCUUCUCUUGUUUGUGUGUGCCAGAGUUUACCGGGACAUUGUGUGAGACAGAGGUAUCGCCCUGCACUGAUAAGACCUGCUGGAAUGGAGGGGUUUGCCAUGUUAAUAAUGGGAUUGCCGUGUGCCAGUGUCAUCCCAGAUACACGGGGCAAAGCUGUGAGACAGAGAUCAGACCGUGCUCUUCUUCUCCUUGUAUGAAUGGAGGAAUGUGUGAGGAUCUCGGGAGUACGUACCGCUGUCUGUGCACGUUACCAUUCACUGGAGCUCAUUGUGAAACAGAAAUAAGACCUUGUUCCUCAGAUCCUUGCUUGAAUGGGGGAAGUUGUGUGGAAAUGGGUAUUAAUUACAUGUGCUCCUGUACAUCACGGUUUACUGGACCAAAGUGUGAGAACAAGAUCAGACCCUGUUUCUCGGCUCCCUGUAUGAAUGGGGCAACCUGUGAAGAUCUGGGUGACGCCUACAGUUGUCUAUGUUCUCGGGGAUUUACUGGGUUGAACUGUGAGUCAGAGCUCCGGCCCUGCUCUUCAUCUCCCUGCCUGAACGGAGGGCUCUGCGAGAAUGUGGGUUCUACGUACAGCUGCUUGUGCCUGCGCAGAUUCACUGGCAGGCGAUGUGAGACAGAGAUCACACCCUGCUCCUCAUCGCCGUGUCUGAACGGAGGGAUAUGUGAGGAUGUGGGUGAUACAUACAGCUGUACCUGCAGGCAGAGAUUUACUGGGAGACACUGCGAGACAGAGAUUAGACCCUGUUCCUCCAUGCCCUGCAUGAAUGAUGCCACCUGUAAGGACCUGGCUGGCACAUACAGAUGCCUGUGUGGCCACAGAUUUACUGGAAGGCACUGUGAGACAGAGGUCAGACCCUGUUUGUCGUCGCCUUGUCUUAAUGGGGGAAUUUGUAAAGACCUGGUUGAUGGCUACAGAUGCAUGUGUCCACGGGGUUUCACUGGGGAGCGCUGUGAGAGAGUGAUCCUACCUUGUUCCUCAUCUCCUUGCCUGAAUGGAGGAACAUGUAAAGAGCUUGGUGAUAAAUACAGCUGUGUGUGUACAGGACGAUUCACCGGAGAGCGCUGUGAGACAGAGAUCAGACCCUGCUCAUCAUCUCCAUGCCUGAAUGGCGGAAUGUGCAAAGAUCUGGGCUAUAGUUACAGCUGUGUGUGUACACGUGGAUACACCGGGGAGCGAUGUGAGACAGAAAUCCGACCUUGUUCUUCAUCACCUUGCCUGAACGGAGCAGUGUGCAAGGACCUGGGUGUUACCUAUAUCUGUAUGUGUGCAAGGGGAUUCACUGGGAUACACUGUGAGACAGAAGUUAAACCAUGCUCCUCAUCUCCUUGCCUGAAUGGGGGGAUGUGUAAGGAUCUAAGUGAUGAUUACCGCUGUGUGUGUACCUGGGGGUUUACUGGGGAGCGCUGUGAGACAGAGUUCAGACCUUGCUUGUCAUCUCCUUGUAUCAAUGGAGGUACCUGUGAGGAUAUGGGUGAUGGUUACAGCUGUGUAUGCACUGCUGAAUUCACUGGAGUACAUUGUGAGACAGACAUCAGACCCUGCUCCUCUUUUCCCUGCCUAAAUGGGGGUAUUUGUGAGGAUCGGGGUGCAAAUUACAGCUGUUCAUGUCCACAGGGAUUUACUGGAGAGCAAUGUGAAACAGAGAUUUUGGAAUUACUCAGAGCUUGUUCUUCUUCUCCAUGUCAAAACAAUGGUGUGUGUCGGGAGGCAGAAGGAGCAUUCUUAUGUGACUGUCCUGUUGGGUAUACUGGCUUUACCUGCGAGAACUAUGUAUCCGAUGGCUGUGCCUGCAGGAAUGGGGGGCGAUGCGCCGAUGGGAACAGCACCUGUCAUUGCCCACUAGGGUUCUUUGGGCUUCUGUGUGAAUAUGAGGUUACUUCCCUCCCCUGCAGCAUGGGCUCCCAGUGUCCAGAUGGAGGAUCGUGCAUGGAGUACGGAGGCAGUUACCUGUGCGUGUGUCACACAGAUUAUAUCAUCACUAACCACUCAAUGCCUUCUCCUUGUGACUCCGACCCUUGUUUGAAUGGUGGGAGAUGCGAGUCUCAGGAAGACACUUACUCCUGUGUGUGUCCCCAUGGAUUCAUUGGAAAGAUGUGUGAAAAAGUAAAGCCGGCGCGGUGCAGUUUGCUCCCUUGUCGGAAUGGAGGAACGUGUAAGGAAACCCAUGAGGACUAUCACUGUGUGUGCCCCUAUCCAUUCAUUGGAAAACACUGUGAGACAGGGAUGAGAGACCCCUGCUCGUCGGGCCCAUGUCACAAUGGCGGCACAUGUUUUCAUUUCAAGGGCAAGUACAAGUGCUAUUGCCCGCCUCACUACUCUGGCCGUCACUGUGAGAAUGCAGAGUUGGACUGCGGGCCACCAGAAGAAGUGAAAUAUGCCCAUAUUAUUGUCACAUCGACAUGGCCAGGUGACAAAGCGGAAUACCAAUGUAAUGAGGGGUAUAGAAUGAACACCCCAAACAAUACUAGCAUAUGCAGUGACGAUGGCAUGUGGGGUGAGCCCCCACAGUGUGAGGAAAUUGAUGAGUGUGAAUCACAACCAUGCCAAAAUGGCGCAGUGUGCAAGGAUCGUGUGUCUCACUUCCUAUGUGACUGCCAGGAAGGAUACAGCGGUAAACAUUGUGAACUAGAGAUUAAUGAGUGCUUCUCUGAACCAUGUAAAAAUGGAGGAACCUGCCAGAAUUUCCCCGGGGGUUUCCUGUGUACCUGUCCUGAGGGCUUUGUUGGUGCCCACUGUGAGACUGAGCUGGAUGGCUGUGACUCUUCCCCGUGCCAGAAUGGGGGCAUCUGCGAGAACCUGGCAGGCUCUUACCUGUGUGUAUGUCCUAGAGGGUUCUAUGGCUAUCACUGUCAGACAGUGAGUGAUUUAUGCCUCUUGAACCCAUGUGGCAGCCACGGUGUCUGUGUAUCCAGUGCAGAAGGAGCAGUUAGCUGUACGUGUCGGACUGGUUACACUGGUAUCACUUGUGAAAGAGAUCUGCUGCCCCCUCUGUCUUUGUCUCUCGGUGCUGUGGGAGAGAGCAGUGUAUGGGUGUUUUGGACACCCCCAGAGGAUAUGUCUGGACAAGUGUCAGAUGGUUUUGCCGUGAGCUACACAGCCCCUGAUGGCUCCUCACGUACAGAUUUUGUGGAGAAGGGUAACACAGAACAUGAGCUGCGAGGUCUCAGCCCAGGGCGCCCCUACAACAUCACUAUCGUCACUGUGAAACGUAACCUGCGCCACAAUGAUAUCAGUCGCCCACUUACCAUCUCUGCCCGCACAAGACCACCUGUUGUGGACAGACCACGGAUCAGUGCUGCCACAGACUCCGCUAUCACUGUUGCUUGGUCACUGAACCCCCACAAACAUACAUCUGUGGCCCAUGUCCGGCUGUCCCUGCAGCACCUGAAUGACAGAACACAGCAAGCAGAGCAGGAGCCACUAGCAGGAGAAUACACUUUCAGAGACUUGCAGCCUGGAGAGAAAUACACCAUUCUAAUCAGCACUUUAAGCAUUUCUGACCCUGGCAACCCGCCUUCAGAGAGUCUGCCCAGUGCACCCCUGGUAGCUUGGACACGCCCACUUCCCCCCAGUAACCUCUCGGCCGUGCUUGUCACAACCAGCACUGUGCACCUGAACUGGGACACUCCCCGAGCUGGCUCAGUUGACGGCUACAUAUUCAAUGUGACGCACAAUCACAGCACUAAGAGCCGCUAUGUACCUGUAGGACAGAUGACAUCGUACACUGUGCGAGAUCUCCAACCCAGCCAGAGAUACCGGAUUACAGUGACUGCUCUGCGCAAUACUCCACAAGGCCCUGUGAAUAGUGAUUCCAAGACCCUGCGAAUACAGACCUUGCAGAGGGAGGGACCUCAGGAGCGCCGCUGGCCCCCUCCCAGGAUUUUAAGGAAUAGACCUCCUCCACAAACUCCUCCAGAAGUUCGGAUGCUAACUGAAAGGGGCCCUCCCCCUGCUGAGACUCCACAAGCCCACAAAUUCACAGAGCUAACAGACGGACGAAGGCGUAUUACUGCCAGGUUCAGUUUCCAUAAAAAUAAAUCCAUCAACAUUACAAAAGAACCUGAGGCUCCAAUCAGAAUUGAGAAUACAGAAGAGUCGCCCAUCCCUAUGAGACAAGCACUGAACCUGCAAGACCCUGACCAGAGCAAUAGAGAUGGUGAACGAGGAGGCUGCCUGGAAACACUGUGUAUUAAUGGGGGAACCUGUGUGAAUGGAGAGGUUUGUGACUGCCCAGCAGGAUUCAAGGGACACCAGUGCCAGCUGGCCUGCAGAAAGGAGACAUUUGCCUGCACCAGACUGUUCUCUGAAACACUGUCACAUCCUGUGUGGGAGGGAGGAGUCUGUCACCACCUGUACAGACGGGUAUACAAGGUACAGCACGACGUGUGCUACAGAGAGAUCUGUGAAGGCACAAUCAGAGGCAAACCAAAGAUAAGAGUCCCAAGUAAGCUUUGAAGAUCAGGAACAACAGAGAAAUACUAUCUGUUGCUUGGGGAAGGAUUUGUAUGUCAAGCAGCCCCCCUGUGAGACACAGAGUUUGACUGCCCUCUCCCCCAGACUUCACGGGACCUUGCAACUUCUCUCAGUGUGCAAAGGCACAGCUGGCAUUGGCCAUGGGAUAGCCAGCCCUCAGAGACUUUAGGAGAUGCUCUCCCCCUGGUCUCCUCUGCUGUGGUCCUGUAGGGUGGCAAUUCUUCCCUCCUCAGCCAAAGAUCUACACGAUCAUCACUCUUCUGACUACAGGCCUGGAGGCAUUUGUUCAGUUUUAUGUGUCAAGCAGGCAGAGCAGAGGAUUGCUGGCUCUGGAACCAAUCCCGAAAGGAAUCACUUGGAGGAUCUGUUCGCUAGCAAUAGCUAGUCAAACACUCCACAAGCACACACUUAGAAAUGACUUAUGAAACCAGGACCAAGCUGACACUGCAUCUGACUCUGGAGACCCUCCAAUUGUCACAUUGACACAAGCAAAAUGGGUUUGUACGUGAGAGACAUAAACCUCCCACCGACGAUGGCCACAGACGCCUGGUUCUGUUGCUCUGUUUUGUCGAUGCAUCUUCAAGUAGAGUUUGAAAUAGUAGAACUGCUCAAUUAUUUUUGUAGCUUAGAAGCCGGUAGGAAACAUACGAGGAAAGCACUUGACAUCUCAAAGAGCUCAUCUUGCAGUUUGUUAAACUAUUAUAAUGUUUUGUAAAGACUAAAGCAUUUUUGUUUGUGGGAUCUUACCUUUAAGUAAGGAACUGCUCCAACUGCUUCUGUGUGCAUUGUCAGCAAUGGUACAUCCUUGACCACUGACUCCAAGGAAAAGACCACAUCCCACAUACAAUGUAGCAGCAGCAAGUUAGAGCGCGGUGCAGAUAAAUUUUUUUUUACUUGUACAGGACCAGCCAGCCUCCAGGUGAGGUGACAAUAGUAUCCAAAGCUGCACCCUAAAAAGAUUGGGCUCUAACAGUGUUACGUUUUGCCGUCAGACAGGCAUUUUGUGUUUUAUAAUAAAUUUUAUAAAUAAACAUUUUAUAAAACAAACAGAUUUUCUUUCAUAAUUUGGUUAGACUGUAAAUAAGUACAAACCUUUAUUGCCAUACAUAAAGAAUUAGAAAAAGUUAAAUACCAACUGUUCCUCAUACAGUACUUCAUUAUUUAUUUCAAUAAAACGGUUAUUCAUACGCAUCAAAAAUAA